Molecule: messenger RNA, 2103 nt
Organism: Penicillium taxi
Lineage: Eukaryota; Fungi; Ascomycota; Eurotiomycetes; Eurotiales; Aspergillaceae
Product: RNA polymerase II Elongator complex associated protein Kti12
Exons: 6
Coding region: 1-2103 (700 amino acids)
Source: RefSeq, a predicted model, not a curated record
AUGGCUGACGACGAUUUCGAGACGGGUGAUCUCUUCCAAGAUCCCGAGGGUUUCUACCCAGAGGAAGAAAAGCCCACUUUCGCCGAACACCAAAUGCUCUCAGGCAAAACAGUGCGCGUGCGUCUGGUGGGCAGCCACCCUCUCUAUGGAAAUCUUCUUUGGAACGCCGGUCGAACCAGCUCACACUAUAUUGAAGAGCACAGCGACUCUCUCCUUCGCGACAGGGAUGUCCUCGAAAUCGGUGCCGCAGCCGGCGUCCCCAGUAUUGUGAGCGCAAUCUUAGGUGCUCGUACCGUUGUGAUGACCGAUUACCAUGAUCCUGAUCUCGUGUCGAACAUGCAAUAUAAUGCCGAUCUGGCGGCUGAUAUGAUCCCUGCCAGUCCCGCACACCAGCGGCUUUCUGUCGAGGGUUAUAAAUGGGGAAACCCGGUGGAACCAUUGUUGGCGCAUAUUCCCCCAGCUGAGGAGGGCAAGCCGUCCGGGUUUGACCUACUCAUCAUGGCGGAUGUGGUAUAUAGCUGGCGUGAGCAUGGCAAUCUGGUCAAGACAAUGCAGGAGACACUUAAGAAAGACCCGGCUUCUGUUGCGCUAGUCAUCUUCACGCCAUAUCAGCCGUGGUUGCUGCCGCAGACUGAACGAUUCUUCCCACUGGCUGAGGCGGGUGGGUUUACCGUGACCAAGAUCUUUGAAAAGCUGAUGGGCGAGGUUCUCUUCGAGAAUGACCCAGGUGAUGAGAGACUCCGGAGGACAGUGUUUGGAUAUGAGCUUCGAUGGGCCCCGGAACAAUUGGAGUCACAUGCCCGAACCCCGCGGGAGAAAAAAAAGUUCGCCGCACCGAACAAAUUCCCAAACCACACGAUGCCACUCGUCAUUCUCACAGGGUACCCUUGCUCGGGUCUUACGUACCGCGCAAACCAAUUAGCCUCCCUCAUUGAGAAGUCGCAGGACGGGCUCUUCGCAACCGCCGAAACUGGCAGCACAAUACCUCUCAAAUCCCGAUUCAAAGUCCAUGUUGUCACCUCACAUGAUAGCUCCCACCCGCGCAUAGUAUAUGAUCAUGCGCGCACAGAGAAGGAGGCGCGAGGUGUGGCGUAUGCCCGUGCCAAGCGCGUGUUGACCCGGGAUAGCAUUGUUAUUCUCGAUGGAAUGAACUAUAUUAAAGGCUGGAGGUACCAGCUUUGGUGCGAAGCAAAAGCUGCAGGUACAACGUGCUGUGUGGUGCAUGUCGGCACACCCGUUGAUCAGUGUGUAGCUAACAACGAUGCCCGACUAAAGCGACAAGCUGCGCUUCAAGGAACAUCUGAAUCCCCCGAAACACAAGAUAUUUCAGCAGACAAGACCCCUGAUUCAACUAUAUCUACCGACACAGAAGAGCCCUACCCAUCUGACCUUCUAAACAAUCUCAUCUUUCGUUACGAAGAACCAAGCACCCAUAGUCGCUGGGAUAAGCCUCUAUUCACAGUACCCUGGUCCGAUACUGAGCCGCCAGUAGCAGACAUUUUCCACGCACUAACAGGCGUCGAUCUGCGCCCCGAAGAAACAGAAACCGAAACACCCAUCUCCAUGCUCACCUCCACCCUAGCCUCAUCAACUAUCUCCUCAGCAGCAAGCGUAGCAACAUCAGCAAGAACAUUCACUCGCGGUGGUGCCAGUGGCGGCUCAAUCCGCCCAAGAAUCGUCCCGCACCAAGCCACUGUACAAUCUGCACCUACAGACCCGAGUGCGCUGUACGGCAUGGAAAAGCGGACAUCAGCCAUUGUCUCUGCGAUUCGGGCCUUCACACAAGCGAACCCAUCAGCGGAAGUUGCCUUAGCCCAGAGCUCUGAUCUCAAUGGCAUAGUCAUCGCCGUCCCUGAUGCAUCAAUUCCGAUCUUUGUCCCAGUACAUGUUGCUAUGGCCGGAACUACGGAUGAGCUGGCUGGUGCGGGUGGUGUUUUGGCACUUCCAAAGUUACAGCGAUUACGGCGACAGUGGAUUAGUUUGAAUCGGACUUAUAUUGGACAUGGCCAUGGUGCUGGGAACGGUGGAUUAGCAGCAGACCAGAUUGGAGAUGCGUUUGUGCGAUUUCUGAAUUCUGCAUUGGAUGAUAAAGAGAAUGUUUAG